This is a messenger RNA of Sardina pilchardus (European sardine), 2395 nucleotides long. It is a transcript of the gene ackr4a, whose product is annotated as atypical chemokine receptor 4a. Gene Ontology annotation, biological process: cell chemotaxis; calcium-mediated signaling; immune response. The transcript is spliced from 2 exons. Bases 147 to 1244 code for a protein of 365 amino acids. The record is from RefSeq and is a predicted model, not a curated record. Lineage: Eukaryota; Metazoa; Chordata; Actinopteri; Clupeiformes; Clupeidae. Gene Ontology annotation, cellular component: external side of plasma membrane; membrane. Gene Ontology annotation, molecular function: C-C chemokine binding; C-C chemokine receptor activity; scavenger receptor activity.
CACACACACACACACACACACACACUUCCACCAUAUCUCUUGGACAUCUGUAUUGAAAGGUGCAGGGGUGACAGUCUGAGAAGAUAACAUACCAGGACAUACCAGCACCAGCAGAAGUCAAAAAGAACCCUGAUAAAUCGGGCCACAUGAUGGAGGACGAUUACUACUACCAUGACAACGUCAGCGACAACUACAGCGACAGCUACGACGACUACCACAGCGUGUGUGAGAAGGAGGACGUGCGCUCUUUCGGCGGUGCCUUCCUGCCGGUGGUCUACUCCCUUUCGCUCGUGGUCGGGGUGGCGGGAAACGCGAUGGUGGUGGCCGUGUACGCGUACCACAAGCGCCUGAGGACCAUGACCGACGCCUUCGUGGUGCACCUGGCCGUGGCCGACCUGCUGCUGCUGUUCACGCUGCCCUUCUGGGCCGUGGACGCCGUCCGGGGCUGGCUGGUCGGGCCGGAGCUUUGCAAGAUGGUCUCGGCUCUCUACACCGUCAACUUCACCUGCAGCAUGCUGCUGCUGGCCUGCAUCAGCGUGGACCGCUACCUAGCCAUCAUGCCCGUGGGUCGGGACCAGGGCUUGGGCCGGGUCUUCAGGCCCAACUACUCCAGCAGGGUGUGCCUGCUCUGCUGGGCCGCCGCCUUCCUGCUCGGCGUGCCGGACUUGGUGUUCUCCACCGUGGUGUCCACCGUCAGCGGAAGGAAGGCCUGCCUGGCCGUCUACUCCACGGAAAUGGCCCCCGUGGCCCGGGCCAGCCUGGAGGUGGUGGAGGUGCUGCUGGGCUUCCUCCUGCCCCUGACCGUCAUGCUGUUCUGCUACUCGCGCGUGCUGUGCACCAUGGGGGCGCUGCCUCUGGAGAGGAGGAGUCGCAAGUGGAAGGUCAUCCGAGUGCUGCUGGCCGUGGUCGGGGUGUUUGUCGUCACGCAGCUGCCCUACAACGCGGUGAAGCUCGUUCGGGCCGUGGACACCGCGUACGCCAUGGUGACCGACUGCGGCAUGAGCAAAGUCCUGGAUCGAGCCGCACAGGUCACAGAGAGCCUGGCUCUGACCCAUUGCUGCCUCAACCCGGUCCUGUACGCCUUCAUUGGGUCGUCCUUCCGACAGCGCGUUCUUAAGCUGGCCAAGGGCUUUGGAGAGAGGAGCAGGAGGAGGAGGAUGAGAGGCUCCGGUGAGGAGCAGGGAGUGGACAUCGACUUAAAUUCCCAGGCUGGGUCCCAGGACACCAGCACAUUCUCCAUUUGAACAGUGGGAGGGAAUGGAUGAUGGAGGGAAUGGAUGAUGUAAGGGAAUGAUUGAGAAGAUCGUAUAUGAGAGCAUAAGUACUUGUGAGGAAGAGUGAGUCAGAGAGAGAGAGAGAGAAACAGAGCUGAUGAAGUCUCCACCUUAGGGAAACCUGGGGGACAAGCGUUGUGGAGCUAACUGACAAGACAGUUAAAAAAAUGUUACAUAUAUUGAAUGACAUGGAGAUAAAAAUGUUUGUGUAUGCAAUCUAUCCACGUUUUUAUAGGGCUCAUUCUAUGUCAUGCAUGUGUUAUAAGCACUGCAUUUGAUGCAUUACUGGUGAAACUACUUAAGCUAAUAUGUACAGUAUAUGAAAAUGUAUAUUUUAAAUAAGACCUAUAAUCUGCUUUUACAUGUGCACUACAUAUGACGGAACCCCAUGUUUAUCGUUAGAGGAAAAACAGGAUCAUGAACAUCUGCUCAAGUACAUUACUCAUUAUGUGUUAUUUAUCGGUAAAACCCACAUGUAACAGAGACGCCUGCUGGACUUGAUCGCAUUGUUUAUACUGUGGUCAUGGAGAGUUUUCUGCUGACGUCAUUAUGAAAGUUUUCAAUAAUGUCCCACUCAUUUAGCUCAAUUGGGCCACAGAUGUUUGGGAGUUUGAAGGUAAGCUUUUCAAUGGGUCACUUGCAGCAGCCUGGCUGUGAUAAGGGAUUUGGCCUUGGAACUGGUGUCUUUGCGGUCAUCUGAAGCCCACCAGCGCCAGGUUGUGCUUCACCCCACCCCUCUUCUCAGAAAUCCCAAGGCCAAGAGAAUGCGAUGUACAGUACUGUAGCUGGAAAUGUGCCGAGAGAGCUUAUCUUUCACACUUCCACAUUUUCUGACCCAGGAGACAAGACUUCUUCCUGCAUCCUAAAGAGUUGUUGGGAACAACAUGUUUUUACCAGUGAUUAUGAACAUGACUAUGUUACAACAAAUUUGAAGGUACCAAAUCUAAUUGCCUGAUAACAGAUACAAUUAUACCUCAAAACCUGCUCCAUACUACUACUAGCAAACUGUUGCAUAGUGUUUCUUUAAUAUCAAUAACAUUCUUCAUGACAAAACAUAACUGGUUGCCUUCUUUUACUAUAACAGGCUUCAUUUUACAUGCACCUCAUGGAAUAAAGGUUGC